GUCACGCGCGUCGAACAUCAUCAUCUCAUCCGGGGUGCCCCAGAUUCCUGGACAGACGGUCGGCGGAUAUUUGGAUAGCUGUUCUCUGGGACAGUUUGAAUUUUCCUUUUUUUAUUUGAGGGGUAAGACAGUCACAGUCAGUGUGUAAUUGAUCCAUCCCCCGGUCCUCCGUCUUUGGACUUUCAACUACUAUUGAGGCGAGGAAAGCAAAUUGUAAGAAGCUGUUCUGUUCAAAUUGUGCGUUCCAGGGUUGACGGUGGAAGGAUUCUUUUUCCUUUUUGAUUGCUUGAGUGGUUUUUUUUAAAGGAUGGAGCCACGGAUUUUGUAACGGUUUUUUUUUCUGACGGUAGUGUGUCCUGCUUGAACUCAACCUGUCGGGUUCUUAUGGUCGUCGUCUUAGUCGAGCGUCGUCGGUUGGCUCGGAUUGGGACAAAUGUGAUUGCGUGUGGAAAAAAAAGGAUGCUGCUGUUACGUGCCCCAGAAGGACGCGCGAUUUUUCCCUUCAUUCUACGCUAAUUAGUGCUAAGUGUGAGGGUGUGUAUGUGUGAGUUUGUAAGUGAGCUUUAGUGAGGAGUGAAUUUCAUCAGCGGCCGACCAUCAUUCAUGGAGAUUUUUUUUUGUGCUGUUACGUGCCAAGCCAAGUCAAGUAGAUACCUCCAGCUCAUCCUUCGGGGGGAAAAGUGCGAAAAAGGCAAGCGACAGCAGUUAGGAGAGAUUUUUAAUUAGUUCUUCAGCUCGCAUAAGAGUCAAGUUUUGUGCGCCGACACUGGAAUUCAAGGAUAUCCGAAAAGAUUAAGUGCUCCUUAGUAGGAAAAUGAGCAUCUUGAGGAUGGAAUAGGCUUGGUCUGACCUUUGAGUGUAAUGAAACAGCAAGAGGAAAAAAAGGCUGCUGGCAUUUUGGAAUUUGAUUGCGCUUCGUGGAAAUUUAAUCUCGCGGCUCGCGGUAUCGUGCUUUGGCAGUUCAUAACAGCUCGUCAUCGCAACUCUUGUGUUCCGCCAGGAGUUCUGCUCCUCAUUGAGCAUCUUCAAACGGAUUUAGUGCUACGUUAGUAUCCUCAGCUUUAAUCCUGCAGAAAUCAUCGCCUCAGAAUUAUUCUACAUCCGUUUCCUGUUCAAAUAAAACUACUCACGGGAGCAACCACAUCUAACAGCAAAGACAAAUAUUUGCUACCACCCCGUUGAUGUUUGUGCAAGCAAAGUUAAUUAAUUAGAGUGUGCUCGUCGUAGUUGGGUAUGUGCUUCGUGUGUGCCACCGUGAAAAAGCAAAUGAUAAAAAGCGGAAAGCUAAUUUCCGUCAUGUGCAGUGAAUGGUGCUGAAUGAGCUUCUCAAAUGUAUGUUUGAAAAUAAAAAAAAACCCACGCUUCCAAUCAACGCCAGAAGCUGUAGCUACUGCUGGCUGAGUGAUCAUCGUUAGUCAAUAUUUGUACAAUAUCUGUAUGUUGUCGGGGACCCAGAAGUGAUCAUUCACGGAACGCUGCGGAUAUUUUGUUUGGAUAAAAUCGAACACUGACCCGGACUUGGUCCCUGGAGCUUCAACGAGACAGUGUGGACAGUUCAGAUAAUUAUCGUCUCCGCAUCCAAUGAUUCUUCAACCAAAAACGCAAAUGCCAACCCAUAGAUACGUUUAAAAAAAUUCCCCACUCAUCACGCGAAGUUCAUCGAUUAAAUAUUCAUCCUUACCCAUCCAUUGGAAUCGAAAGUACGGAAACGCAGGUGCUUUUAUCCGACGGAAUAAAGUGUGUCAGAGUGAAAAAAAAAACGAAGAAGAUAACCAGCUUUUCGAGUAGGUACAAGCUCGAAGGACUCGACAUUUUCAAUUAAGGAGCUUUAACGAGAUCCCCAACUUUUCUGAUUCGUGUGCCGAGAGUAUGUGCAGCAUCCGGCAGCCAAAAUGCGUAUGUGAUGAAAAACCUCGAGUGUCAAUUUUAAAGUGAUAUCCUCGUUCUUCUAGAGAGCCAUACGUGUGAAAGCACUUCUGCCCUACGACGAGUUGCUGCCACGUGGAGCGGAAUCGAUUAACGAAGGUCGAGUAGGAUUGGGGAUCAGGAGUCACUUUCGCCUUCUCCAGGCUGCUCUAACUGCCUAAAUAGAACGAAGGAACGCGCCUUCGGAUGUGUGAAAAUCGAACCGGAAAAAGGUAAUUCCCGGCAGCGUGUUCCUUAUAGCUCUACAUACAUAUAUUUGGGUUAGUAGGUAGUCCAAAGUGAACGGGAAAGCCCACGCAUCUCUCGAGAAAGUGAUCGAAAUCAUGAGGACGACGACGAAGGCUCGUUUGGAUGAAUGCGCCCGGAGGUAGGCAACCGGUAGUAAUAAAAUACGAGAAUCUUGCUCCGGGAAGAUACGGUGGAUUGGAUUUUCCUCGAGGUUUAGUAAGAAAAAAAGAAAGAAAAAAUAAUCCGAUGAUUUGUCCCGACUGGGCCCCCAGUACGCGCGUAUUCAAUGAGCGUCGAGCGACGAGUGGAAAAUUAAAUUGGUGGUGAAAUUUAUUGGAUUACGUUGGAGCUUGAUCAAAUUAGGUGCGACUCCAGAAUCCCGAAAUUUUAAUGGAAAGAAGCAGCCCCUUAAACCUUGUGUGUAGGUUGUCGAAGUGCAAGAAGAAACUGGGUCCAGAUCACGGCGUUGCUGCCUGACUGACUUUCUCGACAAGCCAGGCGCGAAGGCCAGAGAAUUGAAGAAGAUUAAUUAAUGAAUUCAAUUAGGAGGAUCGAUAUUUCGCCACCGGCGACGGUGGUUAAACGGAAAGACUGAUUGGUGGUUUUUAUUCGCGUCCCGAAUGAUGAUUGAAGCCAACCGGGAUUGUGCGUUUUUGUGAAUAAAGUUACCACACUUCUCUUCGGCUCCCAAGCGUCCACGGAUUCAAAUCGUCGUCGCACGGAACGGUCACACAAAGUACUUCCGUGCGGUUGUUCAAGAUUCGUGACUUUGUGUUUUCCCGCUGCUUCCGGCAGUCGCGGUGCGAUCAGAAUAGGAAUAUCACUGGAAGAAACCGUUUAACGGGAAGAAAACACCCGUAGUUUUUCCCAUCAUCAUCGUGUAAUCGUUUCUCGUCAUCCUCGUCGUCGCUUUUUCGUUGCUUUUUUUUCGCCCCCACCAAAGGAGUACGUGCACUAAGCACCAGCUACAACAAUAUGGCUGCCACCAUGAGAUCCGGAGGUCUUCACCAUGCUUCUUCGCUCGGGAACAUAGAGGCUUCAUCGUCACAGUCAACCACAAACCUCGCAGCUCGCAACUACGAUUCCGAGGAUGAAAACAUGGGCAGAAAAAAGACGCGUCCUUUCGAUACCGGGCCCGGCUCUCGUGCCCCCAUUUACUCCAAGGGGGACAUCCGUGAACAGUACUGCCUGACAGACCGACAGCUCAGCUCGAUCGACCAGCCGCGGCGGGAGCGCUUCUUUGGGUGCUGGUCCGGACGCAAUGCACCGCAAUCGUUCCUGGGGGUGUGCGUUGGCCGCCGGGCACCCUCCGAUGAAAACUUGGCCGACUACGCCCCGAUGCAACGGUAUCCGAGGCACAUCCAUGCGGGUCCAAUCACCAAAUCCAUCCUGCAGCAGUACGAUGACGAGCUGGAUAAUCCAUACUUCCGGCGGAAACCGACCUCAUUCCUGGCGGGGCCUGCCGGUGGUGGUCCAGCCCUGGUGACGGGGAGCAGUGCCACACUUCCGGCCGGGGACAUUCGACGGUGCACCUGGAUGCCUCCGAUGGACGACGAGGUCGGAGUUCAGAUGGAGGGACCAAGCAACAGGAGCUGUUGGCUCUCUCUUCCGCCUGUCGCUAUUUCACCCUUUCUAUCGCCCCAACUUAGGCCCUCUCACCAUCACAGUCACCAACAACUACAGCAACUACAGCAUCAUCAACAACAACAGAAGUUAGCACACAACCACCUUCAACAGCACCUGCACCAAAACCAUCACCGGGCCCUGCAGCCUUGCCCAUCGGCAGCGACCAGCGUUUCGUCGUCGGCGGAUCUCGAUCUUCCUCUGAUUCCUCCGCCGCCACCGCCAUCCGCCCGAAGUCCUGCCGAGGACCGGGCGACGUCUCCCUUCGUGGUGGGGACUCCACUGGCCAGUGCUUCGGCCCGGGCAGCCGCCUAUCUCAGUCUUAGCACCGAACAACUACCCGGAUUGUAUCGGUGUCCUGCCCAUUCGGAUCUUCCGCCUGCGCCUCCCCCGCCACCUCCACCCAACGUUGGCCUUAUCGAUGGACCACCGAGGACCAAGCACGUUAGCUUUGCCCGCUCCUACACACUGACCUCGUUCAACGAAGCCGCGGGAGGUCGGCCAAUGUCCCGGUUGACCGCAGCCCGAAGCCAAGAAAGACUGAUAGGUGGUAAGAAGCCGACGAUUACGCUCAGCACUCAGCACCAGCCGAUGGCCGCCCACUUUGGAACGCCCCUGCACUCGAUCCUGCAGCAAUCGAAUCAACAACAGCACCAGCAACAGCAGCAGCCUCUUCUACACAUUCAGCUGGGCCCUCAACCGCAACAGCAUCAGCAUCAGCACAUCCACACCCAUCAGCACCUACCACAUCACCUUCAACAGGCUGCUGCCCAACAACAGCAGCAGCAACAACAACAUCUAAUCAAUCAAUUUCAGCAUCAACAGCAACAGCAUCAGCAUCCCAUGCAGCAACCACAUUCUCACACGCAGCAGCAGCAACAACAACAGCAACAGCAAGGCGUUUCUGUUCAAACACCCUCUCAUCUCACUCCUCAGCAGCAGCAACAACUUCACCAUCAACAGCAACAACUACAGCAACAGCAUCAUCAACAACAGCUCCUUCUCCAGCAGCAACAGCAUCAGCAGCAACAACAUCAACAACAGCAACAACAGCUCCAGGAUCAGGUUGUGACGGUCGAGAAAAUCAAACGAAGUGCCAUGAAAACGCAAGCCACGCAAACUGAAGUGCACCUGAACAAAAAGCGACCGAAUGCUCCGCACCAUCUAUCGCUUAGCCCCAGGACGAUUCAUAGGGUCAAGAUGGUAUCGCAAGGAGCACAAACCAAUGGCGGCCUAAACGGGGGAAGGAAAUUAACGAAAAGCUUAUCCGAGGCGGCUGAUCGAAUACAGGAAAACGGAAUCGACAGUUCCGCGGGUUCGAUAGAUGAACCCAAGACGCCCACUGAGCACGAGCUGCUUCAUCGAACACAGUCCGAAGAACCGCCAAAGUCACCAUUUACGAUCACUUCACCGCCAUCCAAAUCAUCGCUCAUUCAACAUUUCGAACUGCCUUCGCGAGCAUCGUCACAGAUGAGUCAUUCGGACGUUUCGCGCAGUGAUCAUUUCCCGCUGGAUCGGAUCAUGACCCAUUCCAGAAACCACUCGCAGGACAGUGCCACUUCCUAUCGCUCAACGGAUGGAUCGCGAACAUCCUACGAAACCAGUUCCUAUCCGUACGAGAUGUACGACAGCAUUGUACUGCCUCGUCGUUCAAGCCACACUCUUUCGAACGAACCAUUCCAGGUGCUGCGCAAAGAUAUCGAGCAAGUUCAUCACCAUGGAUACGAAAAUGGGCAUGUGUUCGAAAGCCACAGCCUCCCCAGGAGAACCUGUAUCCAUCAUAAGCCGGAAGAGUUUCACACUCAUACAUUGCCACGUCGGGAUCCUCAUCACCCGCACCAUCAUCAUGAGAUCAUUUUUAAGGAUCAGCUCAAAAUCCCUCCACAGGAAAUGCUUAUCUCAAACGGCUCAGUUAAUCAAGAUAUCCGUUCUUUCGACAGCAAUAGUCUAAACAGACGAAUGUCCGCCCACGUUUCGGUAGCUCAUCAAGACCCCAAACUAAACCAGCACAGACGAGCUUCAUAUGCCUACGUUACACCAGAAACACACUCUUCCCUAACCAGAAGAAACUCUAUCACACACCAGCAGGUUCAAAAGGUCCAACCAAUGAUACAGGCUCAUCAUCCCACUCAACAACAACAACAACAACCAUCGACGAUUCCAUCCAAGAAACAGCAACAACAGCCUACAACACCCCAACCACAGCAAUUCCAACCGCUUAUCAAACCUCAACCACCAAUCUUCUCAACCCCAUCGCAUCCACCACCCUCGUGUCCGAUCACUCCCCCAAACAUCCAACCGCUGGACAUGCAAGACGACACCAAAUCCUCCUCGGACGAAUCCUGCUCAACCUGUGACUCCGAAAGCGAGAAAGACGACAAAGAGGAACAGGAAAUCUUCAUCGAUUUCAAACCCCGAGUUUCUCCCGUUCCCUCGCCGAACGCGGUCAAAAAGAAAAAGCUCCAAAAAACCGUCUCCGAAGGGGAAAUCCUCAUUGACAAAAAGAAAACCAAGCCAACCGAAAAACCAACUGCCGCCAUUUCGGCCAGCGAAGAAGACCUGGUGUCUCCAACAACGGCAGACAGCCACCAAGACUCGAACCUCCAGUUCAGCACGACUCCCAUCAAGGACGAAGGCAUCUUCAUCGGAAGUCCACCACAGAUAACAGCCACCGCAGAAAGCGAACGGCGCAAGGAAUCUUUCCGGAAGCGAUCCAUCAGCCUCGAUGAACCGACCAGUGUCGAAGAGGAGAAGGGUCUACUCGAAGAGCUAGAAGCCGAUGCAAAGGAUGACAAAAUGGCAACCGCACCGCCAUCUCCCUAUCGAGAGGAGAAACUGUCGAUCAAAUCGCACUCGCCGUUCCACUCAUCCGAAUCUCUUGCCACCCGGGACAAUUCCGACGCCAACUGGAACGAAUCGCAGUCCACCAUCAUGACGCCGAGUUUGGCCGACAAUGGCAUGCUGACGCCGACGUCGAAGCGCAAGAAUCUGCUGUUGCAGCAUCAGCAGCGCAGCUCCAUGGAUACCGACGCCAUGGAUAUGGAGGACAUCGCUGAUCAGCCUCUGCCACCACUUCCGGGAGCGGUGAACCCGUUGCAAGGUGUGAUGCCUCAGCAAACAAGCAUCGUCGGCCCCAUGACGUCGCCAUCGUCGUCCUCAGCCAUCGCCAUAUCUCAGCUGUCAAGUCCAGCGGCCGCAGUCGGUUCCAUUUCCCAGCCUUUGUUGCCAAGUGGACCUCCGGUGGCGACAGGAAUUGUGAAGCCAACUCCCACCAUUGCCGUCAUUCCGUCACUCAGCAUCGAGCGGGAACAGGAACAGCACCACCUGAGGCAGCAACAGCAACAGCAGCAGAGCGGAAGUAGCAAGACGGCCACCCUGAGACGACCCUCGAGGCCCCUUUCGCCUUCCAAGAGGCGGGGAAGCGCCGAUCACAAACAGAAACAGCUCACCAAAAUCGAACCACUCAUUCAUCGCUCUCCGGACAACGCAGAUCGCAUUGUGCCUACCCUAAAGGAUCAAUCGCCGCUGAGUGCCCCUGGAACACCGCAACCCAUUUUUUCCGCGCCAGAUCUUAUCAAGCCCGCUGGCCCAAUGAUUCCAGCUCACCAUUCACAGCCAUCGAUCACUGCAACGGGGACAGGAGCAACUCCCUCUGGAAGCUCAAAUCGGGCUCCCCACUCGGUCAUCCAAUCGCCCCGAUUCGAACACGCCAAGCUGAAAAACCUCGACGAACGAGAUCUCGGAUCCGAGGGCAGCACCACCGAGGACUACGCCACCUGUACGGACAACUCGAAGCGCACCGGACCACCUUCGUCGUCCGCCCACGCCGGCCCAGCCGGAGCCAAAGGUAUUUUUAAAAGCAUCCACGCCAUUAGACCAACCACCAAACAAGUAACAGCAAACGCAACUCAGGAAGGAUCUUCGUUCGAGAGUGCCUCUUCGCUGUAUUCCUUGGCCCGGGUUGACGCUAUCAGUGAAGACACACCACCGGUGGAGGAAAUUCCUCAAUCACCCCCUCACAUUCCCGUUCUUCCCAAAGCCUCUCCGGCACAUUCGGUAAGCAGCAGCAGCAGUGAAAGCUACGCGAUGGCAACGAAGAAAAGUUCUCCUCCUCGAACGACAGUGUUGCCAAAAGCGAUGGGUGGAAAGAUCAAGAUCAAACCCGAAUCCAUAUCUGAUGACGAACGCAGCGAAAAGCGAUACUCGUCAUCUCACGACGAAAAAGACUUGGGCAAGGGAACUUUAACGAGAGGUGCUCGGAGGGGUCGCGAUUGGAAUGAGGAAGAGCGUCGAAGGAAAAAGAGCACCUUCAAGCUUGAGUUUGACAAAGAUUCCCUAAGAACUUACACGACUCCGAUGCUGAGACAGCCGAGCCCUGGCUUCAAGAAGCUAUCCCCCGAGGACAAAAGUGCACUAAACGUAUUGGAUGGAGCGAGCCCUAGCGGUAAGCAGAAACGGUUCCGGCCUAAGACUAGAAAGUCACCUCGAGCACGAACGGCAACCGGUGGAGAGGAAACGACGAUCGCUGCGAGUACACCGAUGCGACGGGCCAAGACUCCCUUGAUACGGAGUCCGGAAAAACCUCCGAGUUCAACGCUGCCGGCGCAUGUGACCGUGCCAAAAUUGAGUCCAGCUCAGUAUUACUCACAAAUUAAAAGUCCACCUUCGGGAAGCUCGCCCCGGAAACAGAAGAUGCCCCCUACGGAACAACGAUUGAAAGCAAUUUCCACCGAGUCGCUGCGGUCCGUAUCUCCCGGGUCCGAUUCGGUGUUCUACAGCGAGGCGGACGGAUUGUCCCAAUCCGAUCAACAGGUCCACUGCCACCAUUGCGGCAAGGAGGUCGAAUCCGGGACGGGAACCGGAACUGGAGCCGCCGGCGAGUCGGAAGAAUCGAUGACCACCGCCCUAACGCUCGACUCGACCGACGGCGAUCGACCGGAUAUCGUACAGCCCCCGGAAGGCUUUGCCGAUUCACCCGACUGCACCAAAACCGUCCACACCCGGCUGUACAAGAAGAUGGACAAGCGAUUUCGCUCCGAAGACCGGCACGCCGAUCGAUCGCGUCACUUCAAAUCGCGCCAGGAGUACCGAGCGAAGAGCGAAGAGCGAGGUCGGGAUGAGACGGAGCCGAACAAUCUGCGACCCGCAGGAUCUUCACCUUGUGUCGCGCCUGUAGCUCCGUACACGGAGCAUCAAGCGGAACCGGAGCAAGGAAUCUACCAUGGGAACUACAAGGCAGGAUUGUGGAUCUGCAUUGCCGAUCGAGACGUUUGGCGUAGGUACGAUUUGAGUGGAGAUGGAUCAUUUGAUCGGGCUCCACGAGAUGUAGCCGAUCGUAGGGGAUCUACAGAUUCGGAAAAAGAUUUUCGCAAGAAGUAUCAAGCGAUCACGCAUCGUUUGGUUCAUCGGAGAUCGUGUGUCGAGAUGUAUCGACGACAAAGUACGAAUAGCUUCGAAACGGACAAAACGGUAAUGGUUUGUCGUAAAUCGGGUGAGUUCGGCUUUCGGAUACAUGGUUCCAAACCGGUGGUGGUAUCUGCUAUUGAACCCGAAACACCUGCUGAAACUUCGGGUCUUGAGGUCGGUGAUAUCGUUCUUUCGGUAAACGGCAUUCCGGUGAUCGACAAAAGCCACUCUGAGGUAGUGAAGAUCGCUCAUGCUGGUAGCGAUACUUUGGAACUUGAGGUGGCGCGCACAAUUGGAGUUCUAUCACCCUUAGAUGACACCACAUCGAAUCCCUCGCUUUACUCAGGAUUUUUGUGGAGGAAUUCCACCACAAAUCCUGGAAAAUGGAUCAGAAGGUGGUUCUUACUUAGGCCGGAUCACUGCCUGUAUUAUUACAAGUCUGAGUUGGACAACCAACCAAUCGGUGCCAUCAUGUUGACCAACCACAAGGUCGAUCGUCUCACCAUCGAAGCUUCCGGGAAGGCCUUUUCGUUCGCCGUGGACACCGAAGAGGGUACCAAGGUUCAGCUGGCCGGAGAUACUGAUGAAGCAGCCAGCCGCUGGAUAGCUAUCAUAAGCCAUGCUGCUCAGCAGAGUGAUCCCUGGCUGGAAAAUAGUGCCCGAAACCUUCGACUUUCGGUAAGCGGAAUUCAUAAGCCGGACUGUGCCGGACCCCUCACGAAGUUGGGCAGCAAAUGGCGAUCCUGGACCAAGCGCUACUGCGUGCUGAAGGAUGCCGUCCUCUAUUUCUAUCACGAUGCGGGCAGCAAAAAUGCGUUCGGGAUGGCCUGCCUGCAGGGCUACCGGGUGCAACCGUCGUCUGCCGGUGGCAAGAAGUAUGCCUUCGAGAUCGUUCCUCCGGAGCUGACCCUGAGGCACUACUACUUCCACACCGACACCGAGAUGGACAAGAAGCGCUGGGUCGCCGCCCUCGAAUAUUCGAUAGACCGCUGGAUGAAGGCCGGCUGAAAUACGUUGAAAAGAUACGAGCAACUCGUAUAGUACACAUUCAGGCGUUUUCGGCCAGCCGUCGUCGUUUUCAUCGUCACAGCAGCUCACCCAGUGCGAUGUUUUUACUUUCUUCUGUGUUUUUCGUCCGGCAGCAGCAGCAGAAGCAGUACACUGAAAAAAGUGCGGUGGUUUGUUUUUGGUUUCAUAUUUUCAAAGAAUUAGUUUUUGGAAAAAAAUUGACAAAAAAAACUAGGUAAACGCAAUGCGGGAGCACAGAGGAAAAGUACGAGAUUUAAUAAAGAAAAAAAAAAUCAAUGCAUUAGUAUUACAAUUAGAUAAGAUUCGAUGUCCAAUUAGAGCCAGGUUAAAUGGAUGGGAAGCUUAAGUAGGAUUUUGGACGUCAUUUGUCAACUUAGAGGUCGGUGUGCUAUUCGAAAAUAUGACACAAAAAUAAGCUAAUUGGUAAGAUGCUCAAAAUCCAGUUGUGAUUCAAAUGUGUUUAGUGUGUAAAACCUAGGAAAAAUAUAGGAAUAAAACUUUUGACGGAUAAAAAACAUCAACGAACUGAGAAUUUGCGAUUGGUAAGAUGAGAAUAAGUCGAAUCUUAAGCGCACAUUUUAAGAGAGAAACAAAAAUAAACUACCGAUUAGACCUUACAGAAGAGUAUGUGUUAAUAUAGACAAGAAAAUAUCAGUGUAAUGUAUUCUAAAAACCAAAUAUUAAGAAAAAUAAAAUCGGGUAUUCAUGGCUUGAGCAACGUUGAAAAGUUGGAAAACAGUUAAUUUUUUAGCUGUUUUGAGAGGGCAAACAAUUUGCUGGAAGGUUGUCUGUUGAUUGCAUUAGAAUAGAGUUUACGAUUAGGAAAUAUGUAAAUGUCACAAUACUAAACAGUAUCGAAUUAUAAAUCAGAUGUUUUUCUCUGAGAGAACUGAUUUCGUUGCCAGUAUUUAUUGUGGAAAAAAAAUCUAAAUGUCACAGAAACGAUAACUGAAAACACGAAUAGAUGUCCGAAGCUUAAAAAAAUUUCUGUACAAUUUUGCAACUUUGAUAGCUUUUUUCAUAAGAAUAUCAAAGAUUUUGUUAGUGAAUAAAAAUUUUACGAUACCUAGUUGCAAAAAAUCUCAUAUCAUAUUGAACAGAUGAUACCUUCGCUGAUAUUUGUUUUUCAAAUGGAACGCAUACAUAAGAUAAAAAUAUAUUACCUACCUAUCAUGCUUCUCAAAAGUAACCACAUAUUAUAAAUUAUUUAAACUUAUCCUCAAAAUUUCAAACUGAAUAAAGUAACAACAUCAUGAUUCAUUUUUGAGUCAUACUUGACAAUUUACAAUUUAAAAAAUAAUUGCCAAAAUCACUCAACAAUGAAUUAGUGAUAGUGAUAAUAUAAACACUUCAUAUUAAAAAACAAAAACAAAAGUGCUUUGGUCAUCGAGACAGUAAGAAAUGAUCGAUUUCCUGGAAAUCCGAUUCAACCUUUUCAAUCUCUCUUCCCAUCUUUAGAGUAUUCAGGAAACCUUGCUACACUCAAAGACAAUAACUGUAAACCUUUCAGAACAUCACAUUCCAUCUCGAAACAUUCCCGUUUUCACAGCAAUAAAUUCAUUCCCAAAAAGGACACUAAUUUGUCCACCAGUGCUCAACCAGGUUUCCCAAAUGUAAGUCUAAGAAAUCCCCACGUUUACAGUUGCAAAUUUUUUUUCUCUCAAUCCUUGUGCAAAUUCCAUACAGAGAAUACUCAUCGCGCUACACAAUUCAUUUAACUUUACACAAAAACACCACACAAAAAGCCGAUAACGAAAACGAAUGACCUUAAAUAUAAAGUAAAGUUAAAAAUUAAAAUCCAUUGAUAAACGCCAUGUAGAUAAAACCACGGAAUAAACUGAGUAUUUUUUUUAAACUUACGAAUCGUCACAGCGACCCUUUGAAUAUUAGAAAGAAAGAACAAAAAAGGUUAUUUUAGACUAGUUAAGUUUUAUAAAAAAGUAUAUCAAUAUUGACUAUUGGAAGUAGUUUAGCCGGAAAAGUAAAAAAGCGGUAUGUAGUUAAUAUAUUUAAGAAGAUAUAAAAAAAAUCUGCUAGUCGAAACAAUUAAUUGUGAAUAGAAAAUGCAAUGUUCAAAGUUUUAUUUGAAUAACAAGCCCUGAAGACAUACAUAAACAUGUAAAACCGUAAUGCUAUUAAUUACACUCGAUUUAGAUUAAGUUGAUAUGCUCCUCCUCCCUGAAAAAAAAAAUCGUAUGACAGUUGAAGUAAAUAGAAACAACCUCUAGCAUCGGAACUUGAUAGGAAGCAAAAAUGCUACAGAGAAAAACCAAUAAAUAAUAUGCAUCAAUCUUCAAAAAAAAAAAAAAAGAAAAUUCACACAAACCCAACUGCACCGAAAUAAUUGAAUAAAAAAACUUCAAAUAAACCUUUAAAAGAUAAAAGCACUGCCAAAAGCGGGAAAUUUCCCCUUCGUGGGAAUUAAAAUACAGAUGAAAAUCCCGACGACGAAGGCAUACCGAGAAAAAAAAACAACCAUGAAACCGAAUAACUUUAAUCUCACGAGAAAUUAAUACAACACACGUAAAGCGGCGUAAUAGUUACGACUACAGCAAAGAAGGUGCGAAAUAGACCAAUUACUAGAAGAAAAGAAAAUCAAUGAGAGAGAACUUAUUAACUGUGGCGCAAAGAGGCGAUACUCGAUUAAAAUAUAUAUGAACCACAAAUUAA
Molecule: messenger RNA, 12882 nt
Organism: Uranotaenia lowii
Lineage: Eukaryota; Metazoa; Arthropoda; Insecta; Diptera; Culicidae
Exons: 25
Coding region: 3130-10191 (2353 amino acids)
Molecular function (GO): protein binding
Source: RefSeq, a predicted model, not a curated record